UUCCCUUUCCCCCCGGGGGCCUAUCCGGAUCAGUUCCGGAUUUUGUGACUGAAUUUCCACCAAACCUGAGCCAACCCUCCCAUCACUGAGGCCAGUUUCUCCACUACCCCCACCGCGCCCUCCGUAUCCCACCAAGACUCCCUUCGUGGGAGAAGGCACGGACUCGCGGAGCAGGCAGGGCCCGCGUGGCCGCAGGCGCGUUCAGCGGAGCUCGCUCCCAGCGCUUCACCGCCCGGCUCGCGUCCCAGUGGCCCGGCACGCGUCGCCGGCUUCCCCCUCACCUCCCAGCCGAGCGGCCUCCAGACCCCUCGCCGUUGGAGCGACCCCGGCGAGGCCAGGCGCUCGGUCCGGCCGAGGGAAGCCGGAGGAGGACCGGGCUAGGAAGAGCAGCUGGGCUUCGCGGAGGCGGUCCCGCGCGCCCUGGUAGGCGGAGUAGCAGAGUCACCUGAGAAAGCCAGACAGCUGCGUCCCCUCCCGCCGGAGCUCCGCACCCAGACUAGUGGUCCAGGUCCGGGGAGCCCGCGUCACACCAGCGAGGACAGGCCACACCGAGCGACUGACUGAACAUGGCCACACCGUUCCUAUCCGCAGGGGCCACCACGGGCGACAGCGGUGGGGAACUGAGCUCUGGGGACAACUCUGGUGAUAUGGAAUCCCCCCAGACUCCCGAGACCGAGACGUUCCGGAGCCUGGCCGAGCAGUUUGAGAAGGCUGCCGCACACGUCCAAGGCCUGAUUCAGGUGGCCAGCAGGGAGCAGCUCCUGUACCUGUACGCCAGGUACAAGCAGGUUAAAGUUGGCAAUUGUAAUAUUCCCAAGCCAAACUUCUUUGAUUUUGAAGGAAAGCAAAAGUGGGAAGCAUGGAAAGCCCUCGGUGACUCAAGCCCUAAACAAGCAAUGCAGGAGUAUAUCGCAGCGGUUAAAGCCCUCGAUCCAGGGUGGAGCCCUCAGGUGUCAGUGAAGAAAGAAAAAGAAACCAGUAGUGGUUUUGGGGGGCCCGUCGUUAGUUCUCUAUAUCAGGAAGAAACAAUCAGGGAAGAAGACAAAAACAUAUUUGAUUACUGCAGGGAGAACAACAUUGACCAUAUAACCAAAGCCAUCAAAUCGAAACAUGUGGAAGUGAAUGUGAAAGAUGAAGAGGGCAGAGCUCUGCUCCACUGGGCAUGUGACCGAGGACAUAAGGAACUAGUGACAGUCUUGCUACAGCAUGAAGCUGACAUUAAUUGUCAGGACAAUGAAGGUCAGACAGCUCUUCACUAUGCUGCUGCCUGUGAGUUUUUGGACAUUGUGGAUCUGCUUCUCUUGUCUGGCGCUGACCCCUCUCUCCGAGACCAAGACGGCUCUCUGCCAGAAGAGGUGACGGGAUGCAAAGCAGUUUCUCUGGUGCUGCAACGGCACAGGGCUAGCAAGGCUUGAUCCAAAGGCUGGAAAAACAGUCUGGCAGAAUAAGACUUCAGGGAUGAAAGAAACUGCAAAAAUAAUACUUCUUUACCACCCAUCUUUGGUAUGCAUUGGCUAAUAAAAUCAGUUCUGAGGAACUGGGA
This is a messenger RNA of Meriones unguiculatus (Mongolian gerbil), 1543 nucleotides long. It is a transcript of the gene Acbd6, whose product is annotated as acyl-CoA binding domain containing 6. Bases 567 to 1415 code for a protein of 282 amino acids. Lineage: Eukaryota; Metazoa; Chordata; Mammalia; Rodentia; Muridae. The transcript has 8 exons. The record is from RefSeq and is a predicted model, not a curated record. Gene Ontology annotation, molecular function: fatty-acyl-CoA binding; protein binding.